GGCGCAGUCUUGAAGAAAGCUUGAGCACUUGGGGACUGUGACAAUUGUUCUUCAUAUUUUGGUGAAAUUGUUUCUUCAUAUUAAACAAUCAUCCAAAACAAGAAAAUUAAAUCAAGAAAACGCCAAAAAGGCCUUCAAAACCCCCUCCACUCCCGGCAAAAGCACCCUGCGUCUCCUUUUCCCACAAACAGACGAAUUCAUAUGUAUUUGUCUUUGUCGGUAUUCUUCGGCUUUGAUCUGCGAAUGGGUCGCGGAAGCCGCAGGAGAUGCAAACAUUAGAUUGAGUCCUUCAUGGGAAUGCAUAUGAAGCCAUUUCCUGUGUCUUUUUAAAUUUCAGUUUUUUUCUAAUGUGUUUUUCUCCUUGAGUGAGUAAAGAUAGAGUAUUGGGCAAAUGGGAAUGGCAACGGAGUCGAGAAUGGAUCAGUAUGAUAUUAUGGAACAGAUUGGCAGGGGGGCAUUUGGUGCUGCAAUUCUCGUUCAUCACAGACAAGAGAAAAAGAAGUAUGUGCUAAAGAAGAUUCGGUUAGCACGACAAACGGAGCGGUGCAGAAGAGCUGCUUAUCAAGAGAUGGCUUUAAUUGCCCAAGUUCAACACCCUUAUAUAGUCGAAUUCAAAGAAGCAUGGGUGGAGAAGGGUUGCUAUGUUUGCAUUGUUAUUGGCUACUGUGAAGGUGGCGAUAUGGCUGAAUUGAUGAAGAAAGCAAAUGGAUUAUACUUUCCCGAAGAGAAACUUUUGAAGUGGUUCACUCAAUUACUGUUGGCAGUUGAAUAUCUGCAUUCAAGUUUUGUUCUACACCGUGACCUGAAAUGCUCUAACAUCUUUCUGACAAAGGGUCAAGAUGUUCGGCUAGGUGAUUUUGGGCUUGCUAAAACAUUGAAGGAAGAUGACUUGACUUCUUCAGUUGUUGGAACUCCCAAUUACAUGUGCCCCGAACUUCUUUCAGAUAUUCCUUAUGGCUUCAAAUCGGAUAUUUGGUCUCUAGGAUGCUGUAUGUAUGAAAUGGCUGCUCAUCGGCCUGCCUUUAAAGCAUUUGACAUGGCAGGAUUAGUAAGCAAGAUUAACCGAUCAGCUAUUGGCCCGCUUCCUCCGUGUUAUUCUCCAUCCAUGAAGACGCUGAUUAAGGGCAUGCUAAGAAAGAAUCCUGAGAAUCGACCUACUGCAUCUGAACUCCUGAAGCACCCCUAUUUGCGGCCCUAUGUUGAUCAAUAUCGCCCAUCCUGCAAUCCUCCUGCAAGUUCCCCCGAGAAGCCUCUUUCCGUUGUUCAUAACAAUCGAAAGCCUAUGGUUGAAAGCUGUAGCAGUACUAGUUCAGCAGGUUCUGGGAAUGCCAUUGAAGCUCCACCUAAAGCUCCAAAGCCAAUUUCAGUAACGCAUUCUCUGAAACAUAAGUUGCUUGCUUCCGAUUCCUCUCCAAAAACUAAGCCUAGACACGAGGGAAUCUCUUCCUCCUGGCCUGUAAAAGACGGAUUUCCUUCCAGGGCGAGACAAAGAACGCCUAAUUUAACUAGACGAUCAUCGAUUCCUCCUGCAGUGAUGAGGCAGGCGGGAAGUGAUGCUCCCGACAAUGUGGACAAUAAUAAGAAGGUUCGGGAUAUGGAUGACACUUUGAAGGAGCACCAACAACAAAGAGAUGUUGCUCGUGAGAAAUCAAAUACAAUUACCGUCACCUUUGAGAAUACCCUCCCACGUUCUGAAGCACUGGCUGCUUUUAACGACGAUGCUUCAACUAGCAGGCCUCCUAGUAGUUCUAUUCCUACAUCUAGUGGUCACGAUAAGCAUAUCGUAAAGGAAUUUGCCUCUUCAACAAAAGGUGCCUCUCUUGUUCCCUUGAGCCAAAACAAUGGGCUUCGAUCAGACCACACUUCAGAAAUGGACGGUGAAGAUAACCUUACACUGAAAGAAUUGUUUUCCUCCCAAACAGACAAUGCCCCCCCUUUCACCCUCCCUCCUCCCUCAGAUACCAAAAAGACUUUGAAGCUUGAGAAUGCUAUCCAUCAUGAUAGUUAUCAGGUUGGAACCGAGGAGCCAGUGAUUGAAAACUUUGGGAAACUGACAGGCAUAGGAGUAAUUGCUGAGAUUGAUAUUACAGCAAACCAUGCAAGCCCCGCCAUUCCAAAAUCAUCUAGUACUGAUGGAAGUACGACGCCGAAAUCAGAUCACUGUGACUAUGUCAAAUCUAAGGAAAUGGAUUCAGGAAACCUCAGCAAUACCGCCUCCCCUGUCUCAGCUUUGGAUUCUUCCACACCAGCAAACCCCAACCCUCGAGUUGCAGAGGAAAGACCCGUAAAAGAGGCGUUAGAUGUCAAGUCUUUCAGGCAGAGGGCAGAGGCGCUUGAAGGUCUAUUAGAAUUGUCAGCUGACUUACUGGAGCACAAUAGAUUAGAAGAGCUUGCCGUCGUUCUGAAGCCUUUUGGAAAGGGCAAGGUUUCUCCAAGGGAGACCGCAAUCUGGUUGGCCAAAAGUCUGAAAUGAGUAAUGCAUGAAGAUUCAGCUCACAAUUCAUGAUCAUUAUUCAUAUGAUAUGUGCAUCCAUUGCUCAAUAUUUCAGCCUUUUUUUUUUUUUUUUUUUUUUUUUUUUUCUAAUUUUUUUCCAUUUUCAAGUUCCAUUUGAAUCCUUGAAGACAAAUGUUACAGUUGACUCCUGCAUUGGUAUAUUACCCAGAUGUUUUUGUUUUUUAAUUUCUUAGUAUAGUACAUUG
Molecule: messenger RNA, 2700 nt
Organism: Ipomoea nil (Japanese morning glory)
Lineage: Eukaryota; Viridiplantae; Streptophyta; Magnoliopsida; Solanales; Convolvulaceae
Product: serine/threonine-protein kinase Nek6-like
Exons: 15
Coding region: 392-2473 (693 amino acids)
Biological process (GO): protein phosphorylation; microtubule-based process
Cellular component (GO): cortical microtubule
Molecular function (GO): ATP binding; protein kinase activity
Source: RefSeq, a predicted model, not a curated record